UCUAAUUCACUUCAGUACUGGCUGCCAGUGGAGUCAGAAAAGUCAUGGCUGAGGAGAAGGACCAGCCAGGAGCCACCUUUGACGACCAGCCACUACCUGAUGUCUACCCUGAACCACAUACAGAGAACAGUGCUGUUCUGAAUGGAGAAGCAGAGGAGGACACCUCUGCUGUGACCACAGAGGAAAGCACCAAAGAUCAGUCAGUAAAAAGCAGCCCGAACCUGCUGGAGAUGCUGAAGGCAGCAGAGAGCAGGCGGGCACUUCAGGAUCAGGACAUGGCCAAGGCAGAGCCAUCUGAGACUGAGACAGAAGAGAUGGUGACUGAAGGUCGGAAGACUGACAUGCAAAUUCAGCUCACUGACCAGAAGCAGGAAUUCAACAAACAUCCCACCAAGACCGGUCGUCGCUCUCUGUCUCACUCCAUUUCACAGUCGUCUACAGACAGCCACAGUUCAGUGGGCAGUGACAGCUCCGAGGAUGGGUCUUCUCCGAGAGACAAGCUUCAGAAGACCUCGAAGGGCUUUUCGGACUUCUGCAUCAAAAACAUCCAACAGGCAGAAUUUGGACGUAGAGCAAUAGAAAUUGCACAGCAAGAAAUGCCAGCGCUGAUGGCCCUGAGGAAAAGAGCGAGUGGAGAGAAACCUCUGGCUGGAGCCAAAGUGAUGGGCUGCACACACAUCACUGCACAGACAGCGGUGCUGAUCGAGACACUGUGUGUGUUGGGGGCUCAGUGUCGCUGGGCAGCCUGUAACAUCUUCUCCACCCAGAAUGCCAUAGCUGCUGCUCUGGCUGAACGCGGCAUCCCAGUGUUUGCAUGGAGAGGAGAAUCAGAGGAUGACUUCUGGUGGUGUAUCGACCGAUGCAUCAGUGCUGAGACCUGGCAGCCCAACAUGAUUCUGGAUGAUGGAGGCGACCUUACCCACUGGAUCUAUAAGAAGCACCAGAGUCUGUUCAAGAAGCUGAAAGGCAUCGUAGAGGAAAGUGUUACAGGCAUCUAUCGAUUAUACCAACUGUCGAAGGCAGGCAGGCUGUGUGUCCCAGCCAUGAAUGUUAAUGACUCGGUGACCAAGCAGAAAUUUGACAACCUUUACUGCUGCAAGGAGUCCAUACUGGAUGGGUUGAAGCGAACCACUGACAUCAUGUUUGGAGGAAAACAGGUGGUGGUGUGUGGAUACGGUGAGGUUGGAAAAGGCUGCUGUUCUGCCCUGAAAGCAUUGGGUGCUGUCAUAUACGUCACAGAAGUGGAUCCUAUCUGUGCCCUGCAGGCCUGCAUGGACGGCUUCAGAGUGGUUAAACUGAAUGAAGUGAUCAGACAGGUAGACAUGGUCAUCACUUGCACAGGCAACAAAAACGUGGUGGGGAGGGAACAUCUGGACCGAAUGAAGAACGGCUGCAUCAUUUGCAACAUGGGACACUCCAGCACUGAGAUAGAGUUGACGAGUCUGCGGACUUCAGAGCUGAGGUGGGAACAUGUGAGGCCUCAGGUGGACCAUGUUUUCUGGCCUGAUGGCAAGAGAAUCGUCCUGUUGGCUGAGGGUCGUUUGCUGAAUCUGAGCUGCUCCACGGUGCCUUCACUUGUCCUCUCCAUCACAGCUACAACUCAGGCUCUGGCUCUCAUAGAGCUGUACGGCGCUCCAGAGGGACGUUACAAACAGGACGUGUACCUGCUGCCAAAGAAGAUGGAUGAAUUUGUGGCCAGUCUUCACUUGGCAACAUUUGACGCUCACGUCACAGAGCUUACUGAAGAACAGGCCAAGUACCUGGGCAUCAGCAAACAUGGACCCUUCAAACCAAACUACUACAGGUAUUAAAGCUGAGAGACAGAGGCUCUUCAGACCUCACAGUCGUGCAGACACGGACGCCCUCUACAGUCUGAAUCUUAUAUUACGGAGCGACAGUGGAUGAGGACUUCAAACUUUAGCUCACUGAUUUGUCUGUGUUUGUGCAGUUGUUUUAUGUGUUGUUGUAAAUGUUCACAGUAUCCAGAAUGAAAUCACAGUGAAUUCUGAUUUUUGAUCCUCCGCUUAUGGUAAUGACAAUACAGUUAAUGGAUUGGUGCAGCAAUCAUAUUUUUAACUGAUUACAUGUUGAAAUCUCAAGUGAUUCAUUGAAUAUUUGCUGAUUAUCAGAGA
Messenger RNA from Larimichthys crocea (large yellow croaker), 2132 nucleotides. RefSeq names its product S-adenosylhomocysteine hydrolase-like protein 1. Gene Ontology annotation, cellular component: cytosol. Gene Ontology annotation, biological process: L-methionine cycle. NCBI's taxonomy places the organism in Eukaryota, Metazoa, Chordata, Actinopteri, Sciaenidae. The transcript is spliced from 17 exons. The record is from RefSeq and is a predicted model, not a curated record. Bases 45 to 1811 code for a protein of 588 amino acids.